Messenger RNA from Tinamus guttatus (white-throated tinamou), 1422 nucleotides. The record is from RefSeq and is a predicted model, not a curated record. NCBI's taxonomy places the organism in Eukaryota, Metazoa, Chordata, Aves, Tinamiformes, Tinamidae.
AACGUGAAGAAGCUGGCGUCGGACGCGGGCGUCUUCUUCUCGCGCGCCGUGCAGUUUACAGAAGAAAAGCUGGGCCAAGCUGAGAAGACUGAACUAGAUGCCCACUUUGAGAACCUUCUGGCCAGAGCAGACUGCACUAAGAACUGGACAGAGAAGAUCUUGCGUCAGACUGAGGUUCUGCUACAGCCAAACCCUAGUGCCAGAGUAGAAGAAUUCCUCUAUGAAAAGCUUGACCGCAAGGUGCCUUCCCGGGUCACCAAUGGGGAGCUGCUGGCACAGUACAUGACAGAGGCAGCUAACGACUUUGGACCAGGGACACCUUAUGGGAAGACCUUGAUAAAAGUUGGAGAGACCCAGAGGCGCUUGGGUGCAGCAGAACGGGACUUCAUCCACUCGGCCUCCCUCAACUUCCUGACCCCCCUGCGCAACUUCCUGGAGGGCGACUGGAGAACCAUUUCUAAAGAGCGGAGGAUCCUGCAGAACCGCCGCCUGGAUCUGGACGCCUGCAAAGCCAGGCUGAAGAAAGCCAAAGCUGCCGAGGCAAAAGCAGCGUGUGAGGGAGAUGCUGUGCCUGACUUUCAGGAGACUAGACCUCGUAAUUACGUUCUCUCCGCCAGCGCAUCAGCGCUUUGGAGCGACGAGGUGGAAAAAGCGGAGCACGAGCUGCGGCUCACGCAGAGCGAGUUCGACCGGCAGGCGGAGGUGACGCGGCUGCUGCUGGAGGGCAUCCACAGCACCCACGUGAAUCAUCUUCGCUGUCUCCAUGAGUUUGUGGAGUCUCAAACCAACUACUAUGCUCAGUGUUACCAGUACAUGCUGGACCUGCAGAAGCAACUGGGCAGUUCCAAAGGAGAAAUAUUUUCAGGCACAUUCGUAGGCAACCCAGAAUCGACAUCUCCUGCAGCUGCUCCCUCUCCUCCAGCCGUUGCCGCCACCACCGGCCCUGCUGUGCCCACCAUCCCGGUUGUGCCCACGGUUGUUGGGGUGCCUAAUGCUGUGGCAGAGGGGGUGCUGAACCCCAACGAGGUCAAGCCCCCUGCCAGCGGCACGCGCAGGGCCAGAGUCCUUUACGACUACGAAGCAGCUGACAGCAGUGAACUGGCGCUCCUUGCAGAUGAGAUGAUCACUGUGUACAGCCUGCCAGGCAUGGACCCAGACUGGCUCAUUGGUGAAAGAGGGAACCAGAAAGGAAAAGUUCCUGUCACUUACUUGGAACUGUUAAGUUAAAAUGUCUCCAGGAAGAAGAAUGUACAAGCAGAAUGCACCCCUCAUCUCCUGGCACUUCUAAUGCGGAUUUCUUCAUCAGAGACCAUUGCUCUCUUCAGGGUUGACACUCCAUUGCUAACACAGGAAUCGUGGGAAGGAAGUGAUAAAACUGUUACGGGAGGGCUUGGGGAAAGGGCUAAUGGCACCCGGGAUUGA